AUGAGUCGUCCGGAUAUUACUCUCUACACGGCCCAAACGCCUAAUGGGAUCAAGAUCUCCAUGGCGUUGGAGGAGUUGGGGCUGCCCUACAAGGUCGAGAGGAUUGAUAUCUCCAAGAACACGCAGAAGGAAGACUGGUUCCUUGAGAUCAACCCCAACGGCCGCAUCCCCGCCCUGACCGACACCUUCAGCGACGGGAAGAAGAUCCGUCUGUUCGAAUCCGGCGGCAUCUUGGAGUAUCUAGUUCAGGAGUACGACCCAGACCACAAGAUCUCCUUUCCCAAGGGCACGCGCGAGCACUACGAGAUGAACAACUGGCUCUUCUUCCAGAACGCGGGCGUGGGUCCCAUGCAGGGCCAGGCUAACCACUUCAGCCGGUACGCGCCGGAACGCAUCGAGUAUGGCGUCAACCGGUACGUCAACGAGACGCGCCGGCUGUACGGAGUCCUCGACAAGCACCUCGCGCAAUCCAAGUCCGGGUACCUGGUGGGUGAUCACGUCUCCAUUGCCGAUAUCUCGCACUGGGGAUGGGUGGCCGCCGCCGGAUGGGCUGGGGUGGAUAUCGAGGAGUUCCCACAUCUCAAGGCGUGGGAGGAUCGCAUGGCGCAGCGUCCGGCGACGGAGAAGGGCCGCCAUGUGCCGUCACCACACACCAUCAAGGAUCUCAUCAAGGACAAGGCGGCCAUGGAUAAGCACGCAGCCGAGUCCCGGAAGUGGAUCCAGGAGGGAAUGAAGGAGGAUUCGAAGAAUAAGAUCUAA
Messenger RNA from Penicillium lagena, 759 nucleotides. RefSeq names its product glutathione S-transferase family protein. The record is from RefSeq and is a predicted model, not a curated record. Bases 1 to 759 code for a protein of 252 amino acids. The transcript has 3 exons. NCBI's taxonomy places the organism in Eukaryota, Fungi, Ascomycota, Eurotiomycetes, Eurotiales, Aspergillaceae.